Yamadazyma tenuis ATCC 10573 is the source of this 1239-nucleotide messenger RNA. Lineage: Eukaryota; Fungi; Ascomycota; Pichiomycetes; Serinales; Debaryomycetaceae. The record is from RefSeq and is a predicted model, not a curated record.
AGAAUAAAAGAGUAACUCGUCAGCAGAUCCUUGAUAUCGCAGAAGUAAGCUUAUGAAUGACAGCUUUGAAAAUUCGUAAUUUUGUGAAUCUAUUUAAAAAUAUGGUUAUUGUAUACUAAAAGGAUCUAUACAAGUGAGUCUGAAUGAUCGGAAUAAAAUACAUGAAUGUCGCCCCACUGCCGGAACGAAUUUUGUGGUAGAAGAUUAAAAUUAAAGUUGCAUGCACAUGUUCCUGUUUUCUCCAGAAAUUGUGGUUAUCCUGUUGUGCUUACUCUUUUCUGCACUAAGCAAUGUUUUGCCAAAGGUGAUUUUGACUUGCCUACUCCUCAAGAUUUGGCACAUUCACUUAACUUGUAUGAGACUAGCGAUGACACCGCUAGUCUCAAAUUUAUUGCUAUUAAUUAUGGUGAAAAUGUAACAUACUAUUGGCCAAGUAUCAAUUUGACAAAAGUAGAAUAUGAUUCAUCAGGAUUUGAAGUACUUUUGGAAAUAAGCAACUCCACUGAAAAUGAAAAUCCCCCAAGUUCAGAUUUAACUAAACGAGCUCAAAGAACUUGUUACAAUUCUAACAAAAGCUAUAAAAUUACAGGCUGUUCUAACUGUGGUAAAUUCAAAGGUUACUUGAGUGCUCAUAAUUGCAAAUCUAAGGGAAAUAAAGGGUAUUCUUGUUUAGAGGCAUGCAAGUGCGUCUUAAAUGCACCAGAUGGUCAUUGCAGUUCCACCCAAUGUGACGAAUACUGUGGUGCUGUAAACGCGUUUGCUACUGCUGAAGGUGGUGGUUGCUGGACAGGAAAGUGUAAAACAGAAACGGUUCACGCCGUAUUAUAGUUUUCUACCAGAUUGUUCAGUUCAGUUGAUAACUAAGUAUGUUUAUUGGUUAAAUACAGAACACCGAGUAAUUAAUGAUGAAAUAUUUCUCUUAAAAAUAACUUAUUUCCCUAUUUGUUCCCAAUCACUUAUAAGUUCGUGUACACCCCUUUUGAUGAUAAUCCCCGGACAAUACAAAUUAGCAUGAUUGUGACCACGUUUCUUAAACCCAGAAAUGUAGUCCUUUAAUAAAUCAGUGAUCGAUUUGAGGUCAUCAGCAUCACAGUAUAUGUAAAACAAAUAGUGCUUAAUGUCAUUGACGUACUCGUGUACUUGUAUUACUGAGGAAGAAAAUACGAAUUCAAAAUCCUCUUGUAAGCAAUCAAUUGAUAUUUCUCCUAAGAUAGGUUUCUCCAUAAGGAAUAAAUUAAA